CGCAGAGGGUCAGAUGCUGCGGAGUGAGGAGUCAGCGGAGGACCCUGAACGCAUCACCGCCACGAUCACAGACAUGUCUGUUUCCACUCAGCUGGGUCUGUUGCUGUGGAAGAACUUCACCUACAGACGAAGACAGACGCUGCAACUCCUAUUGGAGAUCGUCUGGCCCCUCUUCAUCUUCUUCAUCCUCAUCGCCGUUCGGCUGAACUACCCUCCAUACGAGCAACAUGAGUGUCAUUUUCCCAACAAGGCGAUGCCGUCGGCCGGCACGCUGCCUUGGCUUCAGGGAAUCCUCUGCAACGCCAACAACCCGUGCUUCAGGAGCCCGACGCCGGGCGAGACACCGGGCGUAGUUGGCAACUUCAAUGACUCCAUAAUUUCUCGUCUAUUUUCGGAUGCCAAGAAGAUUCUUCUGUACAGUCAGAACGAUAAAAACCUUGAUGGGUUCAAGGAGCUCGCCGCGGCUCUGCAUGCACUGCAGAGGAGCCGAUCAGGAUUCAAGUUAAAGCACUUCCUACGAGACAACGAGACUCUGUCUCUGUUCCUGCUGAAAAACGCCUCGAUGUCCGAAGACCACAUCCAACAGAUCCGAGACGCCGACGUGGACCUGGAGCAGGUCCUACUGAAAGGUUUUGGGGUUCACCUGUCAGACAUGUGUCCCAUGAGGGGGGGCGAGCGCCGUGUGGGGGACUUUGUGACCAUCGCGGACCAGCAGGUGUCGAUGAUGGUACAGAAAGUCCUUUGUGAGGCACCGCACACCUGGCUGAACCAGGCUGAGGAGCACUUCCUGAACAACCUGGACUUCCUGAAACCCAUACAGAGGGACGUGAGAGCCGACCCUGAGGCUGUCAAACUGGUGGCCAGGGCAACCAACCACCUCCUGGAGGGUCUGGGUUCACUGACGGUCGAGCUGGCCGGCAUGAAGAGCUGGAUCGACCUCAGGAACGAGAUUGUGUUCCUGACCCACAACGCCACCUCGUCCCCCAGCGCAAUGUACCAGGCCGUCUCCAGGAUCGUGUGUGGUCACCCGGAGGGAGGCGGCCUGCAGAUCAAGUCUCUCAACUGGUACGAGGACAGCAACUACAAGGCUCUGUUCGGGAGCCAGAACAGCAGCGAAGACGAAUCCACGUCCCUCUACGACAACUCGUCCACUCCCUACUGCAACAGUCUGGUGAAGAACAUGGACUCCAACCCGAUGUCCCGGAUGAUCUGGCAGGCUCUGAAGCCUCUGCUGAUGGGGAAGAUCCUGUACACACCCCACACUCCCGCCACCCAGAGGGUUAUCCACGAGGUGAACCGGACCUUUCAGGAGCUCGGUGUGUUCAGGGACCUGGGUGGAAUGUGGGAGGAGAUGAGACCCAAAAUCUGGAGCUUCAUGGAGAAUGGCGAGCAGAUGGAUGUGAUCAGGACCCUGCUGAAGAACAACGCCACCGCCAGAUUAUUUCAUGCUCAGCUGACCCACACCGACUGGACUGUGGACGAUGUCUCCUACUUCCUGUCCAAGCGGGUUGCCCAAGCCCCCGGUGGCGCCCUCACCUGGAGGGAGGUGUUCAACGACACCGACCAGGCCAUCAUGAGCAUCUCACGCUUCAUGGAGUGUGUGAACCUGGACAAGUUGGAGCCGGUCUCCAGCGAGGAGCGAAUGGUCAACCAGUCUAUGGUGUUGCUGGAGGACAGGAAGUUCUGGGCAGGGAUCGUGUUCCCAGACGUCGACCCCAACGCCACCGAGCUGCCGGCCAAACUCAACUACAAGAUCCGCAUGGACAUUGACAACGUUGAGAGGACCAAUAAGAUCAAAGACGCGUACUGGGACCCAGGUCCUCGUGCCGACCCUUUUGAGGACAUGCGGUACAUCUGGGGAGGGUUCUCGUACCUGCAGGAUGUUAUUGAGCAAGGUAUCAUAAGAGCAAUGACGGGCACCAAGGAGAAGACGGGCGUCUAUAUCCAGCAGAUGCCUUAUCCCUGCUACGUGGAUGACAUCUUCCUGCGGGUAAUGAGCCGCUCCAUGCCUCUCUUCAUGACCCUUGCGUGGAUGUACUCGGUGGCGAUCAUCCUGAAAAGUGUUGUGUACGAGAAGGAGGCUCGUCUGAAAGAGACCAUGAGGAUCAUGGGAUUGAACAAUGGCAUAUUGUGGUUGAGCUGGUUCAUCAGCAGUCUAAUUCCUCUGCUGGUUAGCGCCGGCCUGCUGGUGCUGCUGUUGAAGAAGGGGAACCUGCUGCCCUACAGCGACCCCGGCGUGGUCUUCCUCUUCCUGGGAUCUUUCGCCGUGGUAACCAUCAUGCAGUGCUUCCUCCUCAGCACGGCCUUCGCCCGCGCCAACCUGGCCGCUGCCUGCGGAGGAAUCAUCUACUUCACCCUCUACCUGCCCUAUGUGCUCUGCGUGGCCUGGCAGGACUACAUCGGCUUCGGGGCCAAGGUCUUUGCUAGCCUCCUGUCGCCCGUGGCGUUCGGGUUCGGCUGUGAGUACUUCGCCCUGUUCGAGGAGCAGGGAGUCGGCAUCCAGUGGAAGAACCUUGUUUCCAGUCCAAUGGAGGAGGACGACUUCAGCCUCCGCACCGCCAUCGCCAUCAUGUACUUUGACUCCUUUCUGUACGGAGUCCUUACCUGGUAUAUCGAGGGCGUGUUUCCAGGUCAGUACGGGAUCCCUCGACCCUGGUACUUCCCCUUCUCUAAGGCCUACUGGUUUGGGGAGAAAGACGGGAAGUCCAAAAAAGUUCCACUGAGCCAGAAAGAAAACCCAGAAGCUGUGUGUAUAGAAGAGGAGCCGUCUCAUCUGGAGCCUGGAGUCUACAUUGAAAAUCUGGUGAAGGUGUACCGCCACGGGAAGAAGCUGGCUGUGGACGGACUGACGCUCGGCUUCUAUGAGGGACAAAUCACCUCCUUCCUGGGACACAACGGAGCAGGGAAGACCACCACUAUGUCCAUCUUGACUGGCCUGUUCCCUCCAACCUCUGGUACCGCCUACAUCCUGGGCAGAGACAUCCGGACCGAGCUGAGUGCCAUCAGACAAAAUCUGGGAGUGUGUCCUCAACAUAACGUCCUCUUCAGCAUGCUGACGGUGGAGGAGCACAUCUGGUUCUACGGCCGGCUUAAAGGCCUGUCGGAGCAGCAGGUAAAAGGUGAGAUCGAGCAGAUUCUUCAGGACACCGGGCUGCCGCACAAACGCACCUCCAGGGCCAAUGCGCUGUCCGGAGGCAUGCAGAGGAAACUAUCUGUGGCGCUGGCCUUUGUUGGGGGGUCAAAGGUUGUGAUCCUGGACGAGCCCACCGCCGGUGUUGACCCUUUCGCCCGUAGAGGGAUCUGGGAUCUGCUGCUGAAGUACCGGCAGGGUCGGACCAUCAUCCUGUCCACACACCACAUGGACGAGGCUGAUAUCUUGGGGGACCGGAUCGCCAUCAUCUCCCAUGGGAAGCUGUGCUGCGUGGGUUCCUCUCUGUACCUGAAGAACCAGCUGGGGACAGGUUACUACCUGACGCUGGUGAAGAAGGAACCCGAGAAGUUGCUGAGCUCCUGCAGAAACUCCUCCAGCACUGUGUCCUUCACCAAAAAGGAGGAGGAGAGUACCUCGGUCAGCAGCAGUGACGCAGGACUUGGCAGCGAACAUGAAAGUGAGGCCACUACCAUUGAAAACGGGCCCGCGGCCUCCAUUUGCACUGUCCCCUUGGUGCCCUCUGAUUCGACCCUGGUCUCGGAUCUCAUUCUGGGCCACGUCCCGGCCGCCCGGCUGGUGGAGAACCUGGGCCACGAGCUGACCUACGUCCUGCCCUACAGCGCCGCUAAGGAUGGGGCCUUUGUGGCGCUCUUCAAAGACCUGGACCUCAAGCUGCUCAACCUCGGCAUCUCCAGCUACGGAGUGUCAGACACCACACUGGAGGAGAUUUUCCUGAAAGUGGCUGAAGAUAACGGAGUCGACAUUGAAGUGCCUUCAGAUGGUACUUUCCCUGUACGGAGGCGGAGGAGGACUCAUGCCUUUGGUGGAGGAGACCAUCAGAGCUGCCUGAGACCUUUGACCGAGGAUGACAACAACUGCAACGAGUCAGACGGGGAUCCAGAGUGCAGGGAGACGGACUGGUUAAACUGCACCGAUGGUAAAGGCUCGUAUCAGGUGACCGGCUGGAGUCUGAAGAAGCAGCAGUUUGUUGCUCUGAUGUGGAAACGAUUUCUGUAUGCUCGGCGCUCCAGGAAGGGCUUCUUCGCUCAGAUUGUCCUCCCUGCUGUGUUUGUUUGCAUCGCUCUCGUCUUCAGUCUCAUCGUUCCACCGUUUGGGAAAUACCCAAGUCUGGAGCUGCAGCCCUGGAUGUAUGAGGACCAGGUGACCUUCAUCAGUGAUGAUGCUCCUGGAGACCCUACCAUGCAGAGGUUAUUGAACUCUCUCCUGGACUCUCCGGGCCUUGGGACUCGCUGCAUGGACGGACAUCCGAUCCCAGAAGCUCCCUGUACGAUGGGGGAUGAGGAUUGGAAUGUUCCUGAAGUCCCUGAAAGCCUCCAGCAGCUCUUCAGCUCCUCUAACUGGACCAUGGAGAAUCCGUCCCCGGCCUGCUUCUGCAGCUGUGACGACAAGAAGAAGAUGCUGCCGCACUGCCCCGCUGGAGCCGGAGGACUGCCCCCCCCCGAGAUGAAGCUGAGCGCCAACGAUACUCUACAGAACCUGACUGGAAGAAACAUCUCAGACUACCUGGUGAAAACAUACGCUCAGAUCAUCGGCAAGAGUCUGAAGAACAAAGUUUGGGUGAAUGAGUUCAGGUACGGAGGAUUUUCAUUGGGUGCCAGGAGCACUCAGGUCCUCCCACCGGCCAAUGAGAUCGACGAUGCCAUUGAACGAGUCCGAAAGAUCUUUGAGCUGCAGAAGGGAGCAGCAGCAGAUCGAUUCCUCGACAGUCUCUCAGGUUUUAUCAACGGAUUGGACACAAAGAACAAUGUAAAGAUCUGGUUCAACAACAAAGGCUGGCACAGCAUCGGAGCUUUCAUCAACGUGAUGAACAACGGCAUCCUGAGAGCAAACCUACCUGAAGGGAAGGACCCAAACCUGUACGGCAUCAGGGCCUUCAACCAUCCUCUGAACCUCACCAAGGAGCAGCUGUCACAGGUGGCUCUGGUAACAACCUCUGUGGACGUGCUGGUGUCCAUCUGUGUGAUCUUCGCCAUGUCCUUCGUCCCAGCCAGCUUUGUGGUUUUCCUCAUCCAGGAGCGAGUCAGUAAAGCCAAACACAUGCAUUUCAUCAGCGGAGUGCAGCCGCUGCUCUACUGGGUGGCCAACUUCACCUGGGACAUGUGUAAUUACGUUGUCCCGGCAACGCUGGUUGUUGUCAUCUUCAUCUGUUUCCAACAACAAGCCUACGUUUCAUCCACUAACCUGCCGGUGCUCGCUCUGCUGCUGCUACUCUAUGGCUGGUCCAUCACUCCUCUGAUGUACCCGGCCUCCUUCUUCUUCCAGAUCCCCAGCACAGCCUACGUGGUCCUCACCAGCGUCAACAUCCUCAUCGGCAUCAACGGCAGCAUCUCCACCUUCGUCAUGGAGCUGUUUGGAAACAAUGAGAUUGGAGGAAUCAACGACAUCUUGAAGAACGUUCUCCUCAUCUUCCCUCACUUCUGUCUCGGUCGAGGACUCAUCGACAUGGUGAAGAACCAGGCGAUGGCCGAUGCUCUGGAGAGAUUUGGUGAGAACCGGUUACGCUCUCCUCUCGAGUGGGACAUGGUGGGAAAGAACCUAUUUGCGAUGGCGGUGGAGGGAGUCGUCUUCUUCAUCAUCACUCUCCUCAUUCAGUACAGGUUCUUCAUCAAACCCAGGUCAGUGAGUACACUCACUAAACUGGGACCACUGGGCGACGAGGACGAGGACGUAGCCCGAGAGAGGCAGAGGAUCGUCCAGGGUCUGGGACGUGGGGACAUCCUAGAGCUCCGUCAGCUCACCAAGGUGUUUGAACGGAAACAGAAGCCGGCAGUGGAUCGACUUUGUGUCGGGAUUCCUCCUGGAGAGUGUUUUGGGCUUCUCGGGGUUAAUGGUGCUGGGAAGACGACCACCUUUAAGAUGCUGACUGGAGACACACUGGUGACCAGUGGAGAGGCUUUCUUGGCUGGGAAGAGCAUCCUGAGGGAGAUCGACUCCGUCCACCAGCACAUGGGGUACUGUCCUCAGUUUGACUCUAUCAACGAGCUGCUGACAGGAAGAGAGCACCUGGAGCUCUACGCCGUCCUCAGGGGGGUCCCUGAGGAACAAGUCUGUGAUGUGGCAGAGUGGGGCAUCAGGAAGUUGGGCCUGAUGAAGUACGCUGAGAAAGCAGCAGGAAGCUACAGCGGAGGAAACAUGAGGAAGCUGUCCACGGCCAUGUCUCUGAUCGGAGCGCCACCCGUCGUCUUCCUGGACGAGCCCACAACUGGCAUGGAUCCCAAAGCCCGCCGGGCCCUGUGGAACUGCAUCCACAGCAUCAUCAAGGAGGGGCGCUCCGUGGUCCUCACCUCCCACAGCAUGGAGGAGUGUGAGGCUCUGUGUACCAGGAUGGCCAUCAUGGUGAACGGGAGGUUCAGAUGUCUCGGAAGCGUACAGCACCUGAAGAACAGGUUUGGUGACGGGUACACCAUCAUCCUGCGGGUGGGGGGGCCAGACAGCGACCUUCAACCCGUCAUGAAGUUCAUCGAGAGCGAGCUGAGCGGCAGCACGCUGAAGGAGAAGCACAGGAACAUGCUGCAAUACCAACUUCCAUCUUCUCUCACCUCCCUCACCCACAUCUUCUCCAUCCUCGCCAAGAACAAAGAGCUGCUGAGGAUUGAGGACUACUCCGUCACCCAGACCACCCUGGACCAGGUGUUUGUGAACUUCGCCAAGGACCAGAGUGACGACUACCACUCCAAAGACUCCGUGCGGCGCCGAGACGUCUCCAUCGAGGUCCCCACGGGAGCUUCUGGCGGGGGGGUCACGCUAAAGGAGAGCGUCAUGUGAUCGUAUCAUAGACCAUGCCCCCUCAUCUGUCGGGAUGUCACACCUGUGGGCGGAGUCACCCACCACCUCGUGCCAGUCAAUGCAAAUGAUUCCCUGCGGAGCCGCCGCCCACCAAACCGCCUGUGAUUUCUUCUCCUGCUGCGAUGAGCUCUGUAGCUACUUUGUUUCUCCAAUCAUAGUGUUGCACAAAGAAGACUGAGGCCCAAUCCGCCCCCCCCCCUCCUUCCGUGAGGGUUCGGUGCCCCCCGUCACAACGCUGAGGGUUUCAUUCUGUCAUUAAGGAAGUUGACGAAUAGUAAAACCAUUUUAAAUGACCUCAUGUUAUGACGGAAACAAGUAUUAAAUCAAUCCCCUCCGAUGUAAAUCAUAUGACGUGUGAUGUUGUCAUGGUGACGGCGGCAGCUAUUUACGCCUUUUAAAGCCCUCAGACUUUCACACUCAACCUCUGACCAGGCGGGUCCCUGAGGGGUCAGAGGCCAGGGGGCACUGGAUUUGGGCCAAAGCCUGGAUUGACUUUCUAGUUUUUCGAGGAAGGACGCAAAGCAGUGAAAUACCUCAGAGUAUUGAAUAGUGGAACAGCUGAUCAAUCCGACUGACGGAGCUCCGCCUCCUCGGCACUUUACCUGUUCACACUGAUCGCCAUGUUUAUUUAAUGUUACCGACCCAAACACCUCAAUAAAAGAAAUAAAUCCAG
Messenger RNA from Pungitius pungitius (ninespine stickleback), 7631 nucleotides. RefSeq names its product phospholipid-transporting ATPase ABCA1. The transcript has 49 exons. Gene Ontology annotation, biological process: transmembrane transport; phospholipid efflux. Gene Ontology annotation, molecular function: ABC-type transporter activity; ATP binding; ATP hydrolysis activity. Gene Ontology annotation, cellular component: intracellular membrane-bounded organelle; membrane. The record is from RefSeq and is a predicted model, not a curated record. NCBI's taxonomy places the organism in Eukaryota, Metazoa, Chordata, Actinopteri, Perciformes, Gasterosteidae. The coding region runs from base 14 to 6937 and encodes 2307 amino acids.